Molecule: messenger RNA, 390 nt
Organism: Purpureocillium takamizusanense
Lineage: Eukaryota; Fungi; Ascomycota; Sordariomycetes; Hypocreales; Ophiocordycipitaceae
Exons: 1
Coding region: 1-390 (129 amino acids)
Source: RefSeq, a predicted model, not a curated record
AUGCUCACUUUUUGUCGCUUUUGGGUUGCAAACAGAGGCGGCGUUGCCAUGUCACCAGUCAACGAAAUAACCAAGGGCCGAGGCGUGCCGGAAUAUGCAUGGACGAAUCUACGACGUGGGCUUGCCAGCGCAGCAUGCUUGAAGACGCAUGGAGCAAGAAAUAGGCGAGGCUGGGGCCACGAGAAGCAUUGCGUGAUGAUCCACGCCCAGGUGAGGUUCAUGAAGAUGUUGAUAGCCGACGGCAGUGGUGCAGAGCAAGCGGCAAGGACGCGGGUUCGUGAAGGGCAGGGUGGCGGUGGGACGCGACCCGUGUCGAGGCCUGCUUUGCUCGACGAGCAUGGGGCAUGCAAGUCUGCUUCGUCGACGCUCCAGCGCCCCCAUACUAGCUAG